GUGGCGGUAGUCUUAUCGCCGUCGUACGUCGUCCUUAUCAAACGCUCAGCGUCGAAACUCUCAGUUUUUCUCCUCUCAGUAGCGCAGCGUACCACCCAUAGUUAUUGUUUCGUCUUCCGUCCGACUCCGAGGCUUAGACCUUUUUUUUUUUUUUUCACUCACCCAUCGUCCUUAGCAGCCAAACGAACCGAUUCACCGACGCUAUGUGGAGUCCCACGCACGUACAGGUCACAGUUCAGAGGACCCGGGGCUUAAACUUCAAGAACAAAAACGCCAAAAAUGAUUUAUUUGUCACCAUUGGUUUGGGAAAAGAAAAAUAUCAAACAUCGCCAAAAGAAAAAGCAAUAGAUACCGAAUUAACAGAAUGGCAUGAAGUUUGUGAAUUACAAAUCCCUAAACAAGGAAAUACUGCUGAAUUAGUACUAAGCGUACUACACCGAAAUUUUUUGGGACUAGACCAAUUUUUGGGUCAGACUACAAUACCUUUGGCUGAUAUUGAUGUUUACGAACGUCCAAAAAGCAAGUGGUAUCCUUUAAAAAGCAAAAAUGGACAAGAAAACAAAGAACGUGGUGAAUUACAAGUUAAAAUAGCAUUUACAGUUAAAUCUGGAAGUCUACGGGAUCUAAGCAAGAAAGAAAAACACAGAUUAUCUGUAGGGCAAUUAUCUCAUACAGCUUCCAAUAUCAGUGGUAGUUUGAUGAGCAUUAGUAGUGUUGAUAAAAAAUCUUUUAAGAAACUUGCUAAAACAAUAACGGGAAAAAUUAAAAGAGAAAAAAAAAUUCAAGAAAUAUCAUCCUCUAGUAUUAAUUUAAGUGUAGAAAAUCCAAACAAAGUAAACUCUUCACAAGCAGGAUAUGAUGCCGACCCAGGUGUUAUUAGUGAUGAUGAUGAUUUUGCACUUGAAGAUUUAUCGCACAAAGGAUCAGCUUGCUCUUUAGAGACAUCUGGUCAAUCUGAUCGCAAAGGAGUGAAUAGUUCACCUAUCAGUGGCUUAACUUUACCUAUGCAUGGAUCAGUUGAAAGUGUUAGUAACUCGGAUACAAUGAACAAAUCUCCAGUUAUGAAUCGUUCGCCUGUUUCUCAAACACAAGAUGAAUGGCAACGAAAACUAUACAAAAACAAAGAUAAUAAUACUUUAAAACUUUCUGACACUCUCAAGUCAAAAUUAAAAGAUGCUGUAGAUGUGCCAAUCAAUCACGAUAGAACUAAAGAUAAAAGUCCAACACCAUCACUCAAAAAUAGUCCUAAAGUUCAAAAGAAACAUCCUAUUUCACCACUUGAUGACCGUUCUUUUAACAAUAAGGAAUCUAACCAUGAAAAUGACACAUUACCAAAAAGCAAGUCGGCGUUGUCGUCAUGGAACAAAGCUUAUGAACGCAUCAUCAUUGGCAAGGAAAAAGAUUCCAGUCAUCAUCAAAAUUCUCAUUCGAAACACUCAGCAGAGGUGCUUCAAAAGUUUGAUGGAAAAUCCAGAGAUGAUUUGAUUGAAAUGGUGAUUCAGUUGCAAACCAAUUUGCGCGAUGAGAGUAAACAGAGAACCGAACUAGAAGAGUACUUGGACAAGCUGUUGCUGCGCGUCAUGGAAACUUCACCAAAAAUCUUGCAAACACCUUAUAUUUGCUACAAGCGCAGAGUAUAAUGUUAUAAUUUUAACAAACAGUAGUGGCCGGACCGAAAAUGUAUUAUUUUUUUCUAUUAUUUUAUUAAAAAAUUCUGAUCAUUUUUUUUAACACAAAUGAGAUGACUUCUAAGCUCGCCAAUUAGGUGAUGGUACACCAGACUAUAUUAUUAAUGAUAACGAGCUUGUAUAAUAUAUUUUUUUAACCAUUACAAAUAGUAGUAUUGUUAAUAUUCUUGUUGAAUUAACACAUAUAUAUUUUUAUAUUCCUCGACACCAAAAUAUAUAAUAUUUUUUUAACUAUAUUUUAUAGUUUCUGAGAUUUACAUCAUCAAAAUUACAAAUUAUGUAGCCAUUUAAAUGUUUGUCACAGCUAUUACGUUAUGUUUUAUCUUUGUUCAAUUAACUGUUUGAUUAUUUCACGGUUUGUCUGUUAUUUUUAUUAGAUAGUUACUAUUUAUUCAUGUAUGUUAAAGGUGUGUACCAGCAGAUAUAUAUUUUUUUUAUUUUUUUUUUUUUUUUGUUAUCUCACAGUUAUUUUCUUAGAACAAUUUUAAGACCUUUAUAAUUGUAUUAAUUUAUUAUUAAAUCUUUUUAUGCCAUUUUAAUAGAAGACAUAAAACACAUAGUGUAACAAAGGUUUAAAUUGUUUUCACUGUAAAUUUGUUAAGUUGUUUCGUUUAAAGGGCUAUAUAUUAUGAAUAUAUAUUUUUUAAUGAUGGAAAUAGAACUCGCUGCCUUUUGUGUGAAACAAUUUUUUUUAUUACUAUUAUUUAAGUGUAAUCUAAUGUUGUGAUUUUUAUAUGUGCUAUUUUUUUUUUUUAAGAAUAACCAAACCGUCCCUUGUAACUAAUAAUAAUUUUAUAAUUUUAUAAUAUACAUAUUGUUAUCCGUGUACAUAAUUGUCUUACUUGAAUGACAUUAUGUUAUCAUUUGAGUUUUGUUAUCAAUUAUGUUAUCUGUUUCUAAUAUUACUAACAUUGUGUAUCGUAUCAGGGUGUUAUUAUGAUAUAAUAAAUUAUAGAUUUAGUUAAGUAUUUUUAAAUAUUAUUAUGUUAAUUUAAAGCAUGUGUCAGUAAUAAGCAAAAGUGAAUUAUAGUUUAACUAAACCAUAGAAAAAAAAAAGCUGGAACCACCAGUUAUGUCCAAUUUAAAUUUUACACUCAUAAAUAUUUGUUUUUUUUUAUAUAUAUUUCGUCCCAUCUUAGUACAAACAAUUACUUUAUCUGUAUUGUUUUCCUUUGUAUGGAUACCCAGAAUAAUUAUUCAUACACUUAGAAUAAUAGAAUCUAAUAUUUGAUAAUUGAUGUAUUUUCAAUUUUCUAGAACGUAUAUAAUUUUCUGAAACUUCUUUUGUAAAACUCAUUUGGACUGUUUUGGAAACUAAUUGCCGACCCCUUGUUUAAAACAUGUGAUAACAAUUAAUUAUAAAAAUGUAUGGAAUAUUCUAAAUUAUUGUAAAGAAUAUUCUUUACUUUUCAGGUUGUAUUUAUCACAACAAAACCAUAUUAUUUUGUGCUAAUUAUAUAACAAUGUAUUUUAUAAGUUAUUGUUAAUUUAUCUUAAGGUAAAAAAAAAUUUGAUGUAUGUUAUGAAACUGUUAAAAAUAUUAUUAGAAAUGAGAGUUUUAUUUUUUAGAUUGAUUUUAAUUAUAUUUAUUUAUUUAUUUAUAUAAUUGAUAUUUGGGAUUUCCAAUAAAUUAAUUUAAUAUAACA
This is a messenger RNA of Aphis gossypii (cotton aphid), 3334 nucleotides long. RefSeq names its product rab11 family-interacting protein 2 (gene Rip11). Gene Ontology annotation, cellular component: intracellular membrane-bounded organelle. Lineage: Eukaryota; Metazoa; Arthropoda; Insecta; Hemiptera; Aphididae. The record is from RefSeq and is a predicted model, not a curated record. Gene Ontology annotation, biological process: regulated exocytosis. The transcript has 11 exons. The coding region runs from base 204 to 1640 and encodes 478 amino acids. Gene Ontology annotation, molecular function: small GTPase binding.